Cladophialophora immunda is the source of this 4147-nucleotide messenger RNA. RefSeq lists its product as uncharacterized. NCBI's taxonomy places the organism in Eukaryota, Fungi, Ascomycota, Eurotiomycetes, Chaetothyriales, Herpotrichiellaceae. Bases 1074 to 3863 code for a protein of 929 amino acids. Gene Ontology annotation, biological process: regulation of DNA-templated transcription; circadian rhythm. The transcript is spliced from 2 exons. Gene Ontology annotation, cellular component: nucleus; cytoplasm. The record is from RefSeq and is a predicted model, not a curated record.
GUACUCUACAACUAGACGUACGGCGCACAGCUCGGCUACAGCGAGGCCCUGUCGAUCAAGAUGACAAGUCAAGCACACCGAAGUGUUGGAACGUGGCACGAGCCCGUGUCUGGGAUUGGGAUCGACGAUGGGCGUCUGUGGCUGGAUGAAUUUUCCAGUGGCGAGACGAAGCCUGCAGCCAGAGGUACCAGGCAUGUGAGACCACCCGUUUGAGGAAGUCCCAAUCUUUCAUCGACACCUGUCCAUCUCCGAUUUGGAUGCUCGUCAUAGCAGCCACUAUCUUCUGCAGACCCUCAGACCCUUUAGCAAUAACGCAAUCGAACAUGAUCACCGCGACCUCGAACGUUCUGGCCUGGGACCGUGAGGGAACAAUAUGUCGCAGCUCGCAGCUGAGGAAUGAUGACAGGGGCGAUCACGAUGCGGGAAGAAGGGGGACCAAAUCGACGAUUGGACGGCCCGAAGGUUCCAGAUUCUUUGCAGUUUGGCCGAUCGCGUCGCAAGGUCCAGAUCAUGGCAGACCGUGGCAGACUCCUAGAACCACAUUCGGCCCGGCGCCGGACACAUCAGGUGCUGACGCUUGGCACUGAUUUCCAGCUUCGUCUGCGAUUUCAACGAUUCAAUAUGGCGGCGCCCGAUCUGUGUGCCCUUCCCACCCUUCCCUCCAAGGCUCUGGAGAUCGAGCCAAACAAAUACUUCGCUCAUACCAUUACCACGCACCACCUGCCCACCUGGCGCUGCGGGAAGCAACGAUGGGGAGCGCCAUGCCUUCACCUGGCAUGGCCAUGGUUUCUUGCUUCUCACCUGCUUCCGAUCAUCAUCGACGCUGUGUAAAACCAGCAAAGCCCUCCUCGCCGCGUUUCAAUUUCGAUCUCGUCUACCGAAGCCUCGUGGCCACCUAGCCAAUCCUACGAAUACGCUAUCCGAACAGGCGCCUCACAAUCCCCCUGUACAAGACGACCACCGAAAGACCCACCAAACCGCCCUUUACGCAAGAGCGAUAACGAGUAUACCACUCUUGAAUUACCUGAUUGACCACGCACCCUCCCACCACGGCGCGAGAGCGAUGUCGCAACAUGCACGACUCCCCAAUAUCAUCGGCACCGUCACCUAAGAGGGCGCACUCGUCGACAAGCAGUAGUAAUCCCCGCCGUGUCCACCCGUCUCAGUCCAAGUCGCUGCCGCGCAAUAAGAAGGUCAAGAUUGAUCACAAACCUGAUGUGUCAGGAGCGAAGCCGUCGCCCGCUCAGGAAGAGAUUGUUCCGAGUGUUCCGCAAGGAGAAAGUCGUGACUCGAGCAGUGACCAGAGUGCGGCCAAAUGGUUCGCGAGCAAAAACGAGAACGUCGUCGAUUCCCAGAACAAAAGAGGAUCACAAGAGAAUGAAUCUCCUUUCUACCUCGCCCAUCAGGCCAGUUAUCAGCAGUCCAAGAAUCUCCGCUCGCACAAUGCAGAGAGUUUCGGCCCACGGCCCAGAGACGACAACGAGAACGAUGAGUUGCGAGGUGUCAUUGACGACCUCACCGUGGAGAACAAGAAGUUGAAGCAUCUCCUGAGGAAUUGGCAAGCUCGGUCAAGUCCCACCAGCAGUAAUCCAGAUAGAGUGGUGGAAGUCCGUUUGCAUGGACUGCCGGCCGAAAAGAAGAGGGAAUUGGAAGACCUCCUGAAAAAGUUUGCCACUGGCCUCACUGGCGACUCUGCGUCACAACCAAGUUCAUCGGGCCCGGUCGAAAAGUCCGCGUCAAGUACCGGAUACGCCGCCAUUCCGGCCCUGAAAGGGCCACAAGAUCCUAAUAAUACUGACUCAGGCUAUGCCUCUAUCUCAAAUUCGGGAAUGCACUCAGCUUCGCAGUCCAGCGGUCUUCGACUACGCGAGCCUGUGUCAAUGAGCAAAAAGGAAACCGACAUCGAAAACUAUCUGCACGAUAUUCCAGAUUCGCUGUUCCCGAGAAACACCAGCUCUGUUAGUGAGAAUGCGAAGAUGGCGUUGGUGGUGCAGAGGUUGGAGCAGCUCUUCACUGGAAAGAGGGCUGCGCCGGGUGAGCACAGCCUGCCCAUCCAGCAACAGAAGAUUUCUCGUUCCGCCGCCAAGGCUGAUCGGCGCGAGGAUCAGAGGCUGAAUCGUGCAUUGAGAAUCGAGGGCACUCGUGAAGCUCAUAUUCUUCCUCACGACUCCAAGAUCAUCUUCGACGGUAUGGAGGCUAGUAGUCAACCCCUGGGGAAUCAAUCCGGAUCCGAGCACCCUUCUGCGGAGGGAAGAACUGUCCCAGCCUCGGAAUCCCCCGGCUCCCCAGAUCAACGGCCCACCCGACCAUUGGAUCUUGACAUUCAUCGUGCGCAAGUCGCCGCUGACAAUAUUGAGUAUAUUCGACAUCUUGGCUUGUCAUCGCCGCAAUUCGACGACAACGACGACGACGACAGAGAGCAACCCUGGUUGUAUCUGAAUCUGCUUGUCAGCAUGGCUCAGCUGCACACGCUCAAUGUGACGCCCGCCUUUAUUCGCAAGGCUGUCAAACACCUGAGUACCAAGUUCGAGCUAUCGAAGGAUGGACACAAAAUACGAUGGAUCGGGCGUACCCUGCCAACUGGUUAUGGCCAACAACAGAGUCCAGACGGGGCACCUCAGCGCUCCUCCGAGGACACUGGCGACGAUGCUGGACGUCAGAGCGGCAGAAGUGCUACGAGUACUCUCAAUGAAGCCUCAAACUCUAUCUCGCUUUCAGAAGACAAAGUGCUGAGGGGAAAGAUGAGCGGCACCUCCAACCUAGUGAAUUCUGCGACAACGUCGUCAAAUCAUGUCGUCGACCAGCCGUCAACAAGCCUAUCUAAGUCGACCUCUGCGUUCGAGUACAAACCCAUCGUCUUCCAAGGGAAGAGGUCUCUUUUGAAGGCCAAAAACUCAUACUUGGAUUCGUCGAGUUCGCAUGAUGGCAAGUCGCCCAACUCUACUGGCCUGGUCCGCGCCUUCAGCCGAUCAAGCUUGAAACCCAAGGAAGAUGGCUACGAAGGGUAUAUGACGUUCUUCAGCAACCCUCACUUCUUCACAGAUCUCAGUGGCGACAAGUCUCCCACAAACGCUAGCGUGAGCGGGUUUAAAGGGGUCCGAGAUACGUUGGGUAUCGACAAGAAGCGGCCACUGGUAGACGACACUCUGCGGGACGCCAAAGCUUGUUAUUUUCUUUCUCCCUGGCCACCAGUGCGCAGCACCUGGCCUCAAAAUUGUCCGGAGAUACACAUGCAGCUUACGCCAAUCAUGUCUGCAGGGGAGGACGAGACAGUGCCGAUUGAGUUUGAAGCUUCUGGUGUAGGAGGUGUUCGGCCGGAAGACAAUUUUGCGCUCGACGUCCAGAUUGCAAGAAAGCGGCAGAGGCUCGACAAUGGGGGCGGUAAGAGAUCAAUUCGGCAGAAGGGACCUGCAAGAUACACCUACCAAGUUGCCAAUUGCCGUAGGCUGACUCUACAACCUUCGCGGCUGCCACCACCCAGCUACGUCUUCUUCACGGCAAGCUCAUCGUCCAGUGCGGGGAAAGGAUACUAUGACGACGAGGACAGCGAUGAGUCCUCGGAGGCGGAAUAUUCCCCUGCGCCGGCUGGGUUUUUGUGGCAAUGGUCGUCGAGUUCAAAUGAACGACAAGGUGGUGACGACGAUGCAUCGGUUGCAAGUUCGUCUCUGGGAGUGUUGGAAGCGGCACGAGCCAGGAUCCCAAUUCCCGGUGCCACGAAUGAACUGGGCAGGACCAUGAGUGGGAGCCUUGCAGCCACUGCCGGAGCGAGCUGGAGUGUCGCUUCCAACGACGCCGACGCUGACUUUGCCAAUGAUCCCAAUGACGACUCUUCAGAAGAAAUGAGCGUGGACCAUGAAGUUUGAGGCUUCAUUCCAGGGCAUAGAUUGGGACAUUUGUUUCACCUGAUUGUAUAACGAAAUUGCACAAUCGGCAUUCUGGCCGAACGAGAGAGCAUGGCGUUGGCGGGAACCGGUUGUCUUCAAAAGUCCUGCGAUUGACGCACGAUUUGGUUGUAUUUAUUCCAUAUUGGACACUUGAGUAUAUCUAGCAACGAGUCAGCAUGAUGUCAAAGAUACCCUUGACGAGAUAUGUGGUAGAACAAUGGUGACCUGAACUUUUGAAAUGCACGGGUCCAUGGGUGUGUGGC